AAACCUUAGCUAAUUCUGCAUUUGGGUGGGUCGUUUACUUCCCUAAUGGCACUCUCUUUGACAUCUCAUGGGGUCAGUGAGUACCAAAAAUGUGGGGUUGAAGAGGAAGGUGGUUCACAAAGUACUAAUGGCUUCAGCAAUGAUUCAGCUUCAGCCAUAACUCAAUCUCUGAUUAACUUCAAAGCUGACGAGUUCAGCAGCCUCAUGCAAGGUAGGGAGUCUUUUCUUAGCUUUCAGCAGAGCUGGAUGUUUUCCAAAGAGAGUAAUUUGCAUGAAGGUUGCAACCAAUGGAACCAUGUUAGUCCCAAAAACAACACUGCAGACAUGCGCCUAGUCCAAAAUUUCAGCUGCUCUGAAACUGCUACUUGCUAUAGCUCCAUAUUCAAUGGUGAAAAAGAAAAGAAACAAUGUGAAAGUUCAGCUUCUGGGUGGCUAUACUCAGAACCAAAUGUCCAUAGUUCUAGCCUGAAUGAGUCAGCAGCACAAGAAUCGGUCUUGCGAAAGCGAUCUUUUAUGGGAGAGACCAUGCAAGCUGCCAAUAACGCCAAGAAGCCUUGCACAACUGCAAGUAAAGCAACAAAACCAAAGUCAAGCCCUUCUAAGGAUCCUCAAAGUGUUGCUGCCAAGAAUAGAAGAGAGAGAAUAAGUGAGCGGCUUAAGAUACUCCAAGAACUGGUCCCCAAUGGCUCCAAGGUUGAUUUGGUUACCAUGUUGGAGAAAGCAAUUAGUUAUGUGAAGUUUCUUCAGUUGCAAGUGAAGGUGUUGGCAGCUGAUGAAUUUUGGCCUGUCCAAGGUGGAAAAGCUCCUGACAUUUCUCAAGUAAGACAAGCCAUUGAUUCCAUUCUUUCAUCUCAAAGAUGAAUUGUAGGUUAUGGAUCCAAUGAAUAAGUGUCAUCAUAAUCAAGACACGACAUUUCAGAACAGGAAAUUAGUUCUGGAAGUUGGUCGUUCUGAAGGACAUUUUAGUAUUUCAGAAUGCAUGACAUUUCUAAUUUGUAAACUUCUGAAUUAAAUCAAGAUCUGGCAGAAAAAAAGG
Molecule: messenger RNA, 1036 nt
Organism: Vigna angularis (adzuki bean)
Lineage: Eukaryota; Viridiplantae; Streptophyta; Magnoliopsida; Fabales; Fabaceae
Product: putative transcription factor bHLH086
Exons: 5
Coding region: 46-861 (271 amino acids)
Biological process (GO): regulation of DNA-templated transcription
Molecular function (GO): DNA-binding transcription factor activity; protein dimerization activity
Source: RefSeq, a predicted model, not a curated record